ACUCUCUGGUACUCGUGAUACAAAGCGGUGAAAGACACUUCGUGCAUUUGGGUUUUGCAUAUUACACCUACAAUACACAAUCUUAUGCACCUUGACGAAAUCAUUAUAAUAUGCAUAAAUAAUCAACUGUAGUUGGGUAUUUUACUUGGGACUCGAUUUUACUUAUCUUGGUUUUGUUACAUACGACCUUUACAUUCCAAGUCUAACGUUCUGAUUGUAUCAACAUCGCUCAUUGUGGUGAGGAAAGAAAAAACAGCAUGACGUUUACCCAAAGAUCACCAGCUUUUAGCUCAGUAUAAAGGGCAACACUCAGCACAUAACAUCACAGAGUAUUACGUGAGUUGUUCAUAAACAAGCCGAUAUGGUAAUCUGACAAUUUAAUAUACUCAAAACGAAAGUUUAGUACUAAAUUGUUUACACCUCAACACCUCACACAAAUCUUCAAAUAUGCGAUUGUGGUUUAGCAUCACGACACUGUUAAUACUGGUAUGUAUUAUACUAGAGUCUGCGGCAGUGAAAUCAAAAAGAGAUUCUGGUGAUGCAUCAAAAUAUCGCCAUAAAUCAUCAAAUCCAGCAGAAGACCAUUAUUCUAUCAACAAAUUAAACCAUAAAAAAAAAAUUCAUAACGAAGAACGAAAAAUGCUUAAAAAAAAGGGGCAACAUCGAAAUGCAGAAGUAAAUGAGAAGAUUGAAUCCAGUGAAUUUCAAAAGGAAGAAUCAAAUGAACGCAAUGGAAAAGUAUAUUAUGGAGAAAAAAGAGAAAAGAUGAGCCAGAACAAAGUUAGUAAAAGUAAAGAAAAUGUUAAGUACGAUAGGCAUGCUGAUAAACCUAGAUCUAAGAAAAUUAAGAGAUCUACCAAGCUCGAAGUACCAAACGAAACGUUGGACAAUGAUGCCGGCCACCUGGAUGGCUUUACGAAGAACUUGCACUCCAAUUUUGAUUCAGCGUCGAAAAAAGAGAAAUCUAAGAAUAAAGUCACGGAAAAAUCUGGAUGUGGUAUUGGUAAAUCAGAGGACAGUGAACUUAAAGAUGAGUUUACUGUGAAUGCCGAUCAAGUACCGGACAUACAGCCACCUAAAGAGACUGCAUCUGCAUUAGAUUAUAAUGAUAAGAGAGGAAAAGCAAAAGAAUUCGAAAAACAGAAUGUGAAUUCAGAGAAAAUUAAAAAACAAAAACACAAUAAUAAGAGUAAUGAUCUAUGUAAGGGAAAUAUCGACUUGAAAAGGACUGAAUUGCCUAAGGAGAAGAAUCACAAAAUUACAAAACCUGUUCAAUCAAAUGGUCAGAAAAUUAAAUAUCCGAAUAAUUUACCAGAAAAUAGUUACUACUUGAACGAGGAUGGGUUGAUAAAAAAAAAAAGAGCUAAGAAUGUAAACGUGAAACAAAAAUUGUCGGAAAAAACCUCUGAAGGUGAAUUGGAAUGUAAACCUCGAACGAAUGACUGCAAAUUACCAGUUUUAGAUGCACCGAUACACGAAACAGACAAGCCAGAAGAAUACGAGUCUGGUACUUGUAAUCUGGAAGAUGAUUAUUCAACUGAGCAAAGCAAAAUUUGCUAUGGGAAAUCUAAAUAUAAUGCGAACGAAGUCGCAAAACAUAGUAUAACAGGUACUAAACAAGAUGACGCUGAGGCUUCGAACUCAGUAAAUAUGGAGCAAAUAUCAGCGAAACAAAAUACAGUCGGAGACAAUAGUGCCGAAGAGGAAAAGUCGAAUGGAGAAGAAUCAAUAAGAGAAAAUGCUGUGCAAGAGGACAGUGACGCAGAGUCACAGUCAAAUUUGCAAAUAAAAAUAAGUAGUUCAAAUAAUUUUCCAACCGGAUAAAGGGUUAAAAACUAUAUUGCAUAGGUAUUAUAAUAAUUAACAAUUAAAAUAUUCGAACCGAUCUUUUAAAAAAAGGUGUAAAUAUAUAAAU
This is a messenger RNA of Neodiprion fabricii, 1915 nucleotides long. RefSeq lists its product as uncharacterized. The record is from RefSeq and is a predicted model, not a curated record. The transcript is spliced from 3 exons. The coding region runs from base 448 to 1824 and encodes 458 amino acids. NCBI's taxonomy places the organism in Eukaryota, Metazoa, Arthropoda, Insecta, Hymenoptera, Diprionidae.